UCGCGAACUCGCACUUCUCGGAAGGAAACAUGAAGCUCGUGGCAAUCCUGGCUCUGGUAGGCGCCGUGUGCGCAGUGCCCGUCAAGGAGACGGCGGAGGUGGCGAGGGCCAAGUCCGAGUUCCAGGCCGCCUUCGACCGCGCCGCCGCCGCCGCCGAGGCCGCCCCCGACUUCGACCUGGACGGCGCCAUCUCCACCUACAGCGGCUACCUCUCCACCAUCAACGGAAAGCUCUCGCCCUUCUUCACCAACUCCUACCCCUACGGAGCCUUCGGCCUCCACGCCCCUGUGGUCGCGGGCGCCCCUCUCGCCUACAGCGGCCUGCAUGGUUUCCCCGGCGCCCCUCUCGCCUACAGCGGCCUCCACGGCUUCCCCGGCGCCUACGGCUUCCCCGGCGCCUACGGCUUCCCCGGCGUCGUCGGGUCCCCCUUCGUGCAGGUCGUCAAGGCCGAGGACGACCGAACCACCGAAAAAGCUCUUUUCGGCACGGCUUGCGGCGAGGCCCGGGGUGCGCUGCCUGCGAACUCUCAAAUGUUUUGGGAUUCUAAGGUGCUGAGGUUAAGUCUGUGUGAGGCAGAGGUCAAUGUGAAAAUCAUUUUGUUUGAGUGGAUGUCCAGUGGAAUAGCAGUGUUCUCUGAUGACAGAUGGUUGUCAUUGAAAGUGAAUACUGAGUCAACAGUUGCCAAUUGGAGUGCUUUUGAGCAGAAAGGGGGGAUGAGUUUGGAGGUGUUGCUCCGCGCGGGCGGCGGGCCGAGCGGCGGCGCCCUCCGGCGGCAGAAAAAGGCGAACUGGUGUCGGCGACGCGGGUCCGGAGGUAUAAGUACGCGGCCAGGAACAGAGGUGCUCCUGGCUCUGGUAGGCGCCGCGUGCGCAUUGCCCCUGGACGCCCCGCAGCCCGUCGAGGACACACCGGAGGUGGCACAGGCGAAGGCCGACUUCCAGCUGGCCUACGACGCCGCCGCCACUGCCGCCGCUGCCGGCGCCGUCCCCGAGGUGGUGGUGCCCGAGGGCGCCCCAGCGGCCGUCGACGACACCGCGGAGGUCGCUGCCGCCAAGGCCGCUUUCCAGGCGGAGUUCGAGCGCGCCGCCGCCGCCGCCGAGGCCGCCCCCGACUUCGACCUGGACGGCGCCCUCUCCACCUACAGCGGCUACCUGUCCACCGUCAACGACAGGCUGUCGCCCUUCUUCACCAACACGCUGCCCUACGGAGCCUUCGGCCUCCACGCCCCCGUGCUCGCUGGCGCCCCUCUCGCCUACAGCGGCCUCCACGGCUUCCCCGGCGCCUACGGCUUCCCCGGCGCCUACGGCUUCCCCGGCGUCGUCGGGUCGCCCUUCGUGCAGGUCGUCAAGGCCGAGUAGACCGGCCGGACGCCUCCCGUGUGAGAGUUUUGUACAGUGCAUGCAACACGUCCUUCUUUUCUCCAACUUCCCGAGGUGUAUUUCACAAUGUACACUUGCUGAGCUAAACAAAAAAAAUAAACGAUUAAUUGUAU
This is a messenger RNA of Penaeus indicus, 1492 nucleotides long. RefSeq lists its product as uncharacterized. The coding region runs from base 30 to 1358 and encodes 442 amino acids. NCBI's taxonomy places the organism in Eukaryota, Metazoa, Arthropoda, Malacostraca, Decapoda, Penaeidae. The record is from RefSeq and is a predicted model, not a curated record. The transcript is spliced from 7 exons.